CAUGCUCGAACUCCACCCGCCGCGCCGGAGGUGGGACUACUGUGCCCGCAGAAGCGGAGAGCAGAAGCAUGCGGGCGGAUGCCGCUUUGGGUUGGCUCCGACGGCUGUCUUGGGCUGCUCAGCAGGGCAGCAUUUCCGGCAGAAGGGCAGCCACGCGGCUUCUGCAGCCUCGGCCGCAGAGUUGCCGCGGUUAUUCACUCGGAUUCAUGGCUCGGGUUCAGUACGACACGGAGCAAAGGGGGCGCCUGCAUUCAACCGAUUUUCGCCUCUAUUUUAAGAACUCAAAGGGAAAAUACAUUUCCCCAUUCCAUGACAUCCCUCUGUUUGCUGACCCAAAUGAGGAUGAGAUGAUUCCUGCAAAACGAUCAAAGAACAAUGGAAAUGAGGUUGUAUUUAAUAUGAUUGUAGAAGUGCCUCGUUGGACGAAUGCUAAAAUGGAGAUUGCCACCAAGGAGCCACUGAAUCCUAUUAAGCAAGAUGUAAAGAAAGGCAAGCUGCGAUACAUAGCAAACAUUUUUCCCCAUAAAGGCUAUAUUUGGAACUAUGGGGCCUUCCCACAGACUUGGGAAGAUCCAAGGCAUACAGAUGGUAAUACAGGAUGCUGUGGUGACAAUGAUCCUAUUGAUGUUUGUGAAAUUGGUGCCCAGGUUCGGACACUUGGUGAAGUUGUUAAGGUGAAGGUCCUUGGAAUUAUCGGUCUUAUCGAUGAAGGAGAAACUGACUGGAAGGUCAUAGCUAUCAGUGUGGAUGACCCACAGGCUGAGAAAAUCCAUGAUAUUGAUGAUGUCAGGAAGUUUUUCCCAGGUUACCUUGAAGCUUCAGUUAACUGGUGCAAACUAUAUAAGGUCCCAGAUGGGAAGCCAGAAAAUAAGUUUGCUUUUAAUGGGACAUUUAAAAACAAGGCAUUUGCUUUGGAAAUCAUCAAGUCCACCCAUGAAUGCUGGAAAGCUUUGGUUCACAAAAAGUCUGAUGGAGGAGCCAUAAAAUGCACCAACCUUCUGGUGGACACUAGCCCAUAUUGCUGCAAUGAAGAAGACAUCCAAGCUAUUGUGCAAUCUGCUCCACCAUUUGUGGAAGAGCCUUCUGUUUCCAAAGAAGAUAUACAACUGAAGCCACCGAUGAUUGGAAUCAAAGGCACUGUAGAUUUUCUGUCCUGUAAAUAAAAUAGAUUUUUACAUUUUUCCUCUGAAUUGUACUCUGUCAUUAAUGGAUACAACUCAGCAAGUGAUAUGGACACUGUUUGUGGAACACUGUUUUAGAUCUGGAAUAUGAAUUGCAGGGGAUUAAUAUUAAUAAAGCUUUGUUAAUAAUGGUU
Messenger RNA from Crotalus tigris (Tiger rattlesnake), 1315 nucleotides. It is a transcript of the gene PPA2, whose product is annotated as inorganic pyrophosphatase 2. Bases 69 to 1163 code for a protein of 364 amino acids. The transcript has 12 exons. Gene Ontology annotation, cellular component: cytoplasm; extracellular exosome. Lineage: Eukaryota; Metazoa; Chordata; Lepidosauria; Squamata; Viperidae. The record is from RefSeq and is a predicted model, not a curated record. Gene Ontology annotation, molecular function: magnesium ion binding; inorganic diphosphate phosphatase activity. Gene Ontology annotation, biological process: phosphate-containing compound metabolic process.